Asterias rubens (European starfish) is the source of this 2425-nucleotide messenger RNA. Its product is annotated as glycogen [starch] synthase, muscle-like. Bases 162 to 2267 code for a protein of 701 amino acids. Gene Ontology annotation, biological process: glycogen biosynthetic process. The record is from RefSeq and is a predicted model, not a curated record. Gene Ontology annotation, molecular function: alpha-1,4-glucan glucosyltransferase (UDP-glucose donor) activity. The transcript is spliced from 14 exons. Gene Ontology annotation, cellular component: cytoplasm. Lineage: Eukaryota; Metazoa; Echinodermata; Asteroidea; Forcipulatida; Asteriidae.
UCAAAAACACACGUAAUCCGCCGUCUCGGCAUUCGAGAGAAUGAGUAGACUAAAUUUAUAAACAACAAUAAAUGUUGGUAAACUUUGUUUUGCAUUGUCAAACUUCAUCACUUAACUCAGCAAGCUCUCACUGUUUAUAAGCGACAUUCAUCCAACAAAAUAUGGCCUCCCCGCCCGAGAGUAAGUCUGCUUUUCGGACCUACCAGCCGACGAUGCCUCGACCCGCAUCCUCGUCGAAGAUUCAGCGGACUCUGGGAGGCUUGGACCAGCAGUUGGAUGAAAUCAUGGGGAUGGAAAUGGACCGGGGACAGACGGCAGCGCAAGAGAAUCGAUGGGUAUUUGAGAUCGCUUGGGAAGUUGCUAAUAAAGUUGGUGGCAUCUACACGGUAAUCCGCACAAAGGCUGCAGUAACAAUGGAGGAACUAGGGGACCAGCUGAUCAUGCUCGGACCAUACAACGAGUCCACUGUCAAGAUGGAAGUCGAGCUGAUGGAACCUGAGAAUGAGCUGAUUAAAGGAGCAAUGGAAGGCAUGAGGAAGAAGGGAAUUAAGGUCUUUUAUGGCCGCUGGUUGAUAGAUGGCUACCCAAGCGUAGUUCUCUUUGACAUCGGCUCGGGGGCGCAGUAUGUGGACCACUGGAAGAAGGAUCUGUUUGACCUCAGCCGUAUCGGGAUUCCUUGGACGGACAAGGAGUCAAAUGAUGCUGUCAUCUUUGGAAACCUCUGUUCUUGGUUCAUUUCUGAUUUCCGGAAGCAGUUUGAACCGACUGAAAGUCCAUUGAUCAUUACUCAUUUCCAUGAGUGGUUGUCGGGCGUCGGUCUGAUGCUGUGUCGUCUUAAACACAUCGAUUGCUCAACGAUCUUCACAACACAUGCCACUCUCCUGGGGAGAUAUCUGUGUGCUGGAAAUGCUGAUUUCUACAACAACCUCAGCCAUUUCAACCUUGACAAGGAGGCCGGUGAUCGAGGGAUCUACCAUCGAUACUGUAUGGAGCGAGCCGCGGCAAGCAUGGCUCACGUCUUUACAACUGUCUCAAAUAUUACAGCUGAAGAAAGUCGUCAUCUACUCAAGAGAGAGCCUGAUCUUGUUCUCCCCAAUGGCCUCAACGUUGUUAAGUUUCAAGCUAUGCACGAGUUUCAAAAUCUUCACGCAAAGUCCAAAGAGAAAAUUCACGACUUCUUGAGGGGCCAUUUUCAUGGACACUACGACUUUGACUUGGACAAGACGUUGUACUUCUUCACAGCAGGAAGAUACGAAUAUCACAACAAAGGCGCAGAUAUGUUCUUGGAGUCACUCGUCAAACUCAACAACCUCUUACAGGUCAGUAAGAGUGACGUUACAGUGGUUGCGUUUCUGAUCUUCCCAACUAAGACCAAUAACUUCAACGUGGAGUCGCUUCAAGGCCAAGCCAUCAGCCAACACUUCAAAGAAACCGUAACCAAAAUCAAGGACAAGAUUGGAAAAAAGAUAUUUGAAUCCAUAUUGAGAGGUGAUAUGCCAGAUCCUGAGAAGUUAUUGGAACGGUCCGAUGUGGUGCAGCUGAAGCGAUGUAUCUAUGCAGCUCAAAGACCUGGUCUACCUCCUGUCUGUACGCACAACGUCAACAAUGACGCCAAUGACCCGAUCUUAAACCACAUUCGGAGAAUCGGUCUGUUCAACAGCAGUCAUGACAGAGUCAAGAUCAUAUUUCAUCCAGAGUUUUUGACAGCUACUAACCCACUCUUUGCUUGUGACUACGAGGAGUUUGUCCGAGGAUGUCAUCUUGGGGUGUUUCCAUCCUACUAUGAACCGUGGGGGUAUACACCAGCCGAGUGCACUGUGAUGGGAAUUCCGAGUGUCUCAACGAACCUCUCUGGUUUUGGUUGUUUCAUGGAGCAACACGUCGCCGAUCCUACUUCAUACGGUAUCUACAUCGUCGACAGAAAGUUCAAAGCACCCAACGAAUCUAUCAACCAAUUGGCAAGGUUCAUGUAUGAGUUCUGUCAGCUUUCAAGACGGCAAAGAAUCCUCCAGCGGAACAGAACUGAGCGUCUUAGUGAGUUACUCGACUGGAAGAGCUUAGGAAUUUAUUACAGGAAGGCUCGCUACUUGGCUCUCCACAAAACUCAUCCUGAAGUAUUUGAAAGUCUGUACGGGAACAAUGGAGAUCAAAUGACGAUGAGAUACCCAAGACCAGCCUCAGCCCCACCCUCUCCCAACAGCUCCCGAGCAUCAACCCCUGUCACAUCUACUGAAGAAGAAGAAGACGAUGAUGAAGACGAAAAAUAAAUGAGUAUCAAGACCUUUGCAUGAAUCCAUCAUCUUUAAAGGCACUGGACACGUUGGAUAAUUACCCUUAAUAGGUGUUAGUAUAAAACUUACUUGGUAACAAGCAAUGGAGAGCUGUUGAUAGAAUAAAAUAAAACAUUGCGAGAAACAGCUCCCUC